Cuscuta europaea is the source of this 2038-nucleotide messenger RNA. The record is from the annotation of a GenBank genome assembly. NCBI's taxonomy places the organism in Eukaryota, Viridiplantae, Streptophyta, Magnoliopsida, Solanales, Convolvulaceae.
GCGCGUUCCCCUCUUCCUCCCAUUUCAAACCCCGUCAUUUCUUUUUGUCGCCCGAUUCUUUCCGGUUGAACCACUCCUCCCUCCCCCCUGCAUUGCUUCCAUCCCUCCCUCUAUCUAUAAUCUAACUCCUUCCAUCAGAAAGGUACAAAAACUGUACCGACCCAAACAAAACGUCGAACUGAUAUAUUUUAUUCAACAUUAAAUAAUCGUUUCUUUAUUUUAUUUCAUAAAAUAUGGUUCUCCGCUCCUAGUAUAUUGCUCUCUACACACGAAUGCAUUCACGCAUACUGCAGAGAGAUUAGGAAGUUCUGAUCUUGUUCCUUCUCGAUCUCUCCUCCCAUAUCUGCACUUUACCAGAGCAUCAACUUUUGUUGGUUUCCAGGCGGCGGUAGAUUUCUGGUGUUUUGGGUGUUUGGUGAUGAAAUUGCGAUGAGAUUUCUGACCUAGGGCUCCAAGGAAGUGGUAUUCUGGGAUUUCUGGGAUUUCAUUUUUUUUGUCUUUGGGUUAGGGGAUUUGAAUGGGAAAUAAGUUGGGUAGGAGGAAGCAAGUGGUGGACGAGAAGUACACAAGGCCUCAGGGGUUGUACCAGCACAAGGAUGUGGACCACAAGAAGCUUCGGAAGCUCAUACUCGACUCCAAGCUCGCUCCAUGCUAUCCUGGAGACGAUGAAUGUGGAGGCAACUCUGAACUCGAGGAGUGUCCCAUUUGCUUCUUGUAUUAUCCAAGUCUAAAUCGUUCAAGAUGUUGCAUGAAAGGAAUCUGCACAGAGUGCUUUUUGCAGAUGAAGACCCCUAAUUCAACCCUGCCAACACAAUGUCCUUUCUGUAAAACCUUAAACUAUGCUGUGGAGUACCGUGGAGUAAAAACGAAGGAAGAAAAAGGCAUAGAGAAAAUUGAGGAACAGCUUGUCAUUGAAGCCAAAAUAAGGAUGAGACAACAGGAAAUUCACGAUGAAGAGGAGAGGAUCCUCAAACGAAAAGACGUGUGUUCUUCAAGCAACAUUUCUGGACCAAGUGAGAUGGAGCACUGUUCAAUACCAGCUGCCUCCAUUGAAGGCUCUGAAGUUGUUGCUUCCGUUGAGACAUGUUCUGCUCCAACAAUCCAGGAACCUUUAUUGCCAAGACAGAACAGCAGGGAGGAUGAAUUUGACUUGGAUCUCGAGGACAUAAUGGUCAUGGAAGCUAUAUGGCUAUCUAUCCAGGAAAACGGAAAGUUCCAGACUCCAGGUUAUAAUGGUGAACACGCAGCUGGCCAUCCAUCUGAACAUGUUGUACCCAUAGCUCCACCUGUGGGGGGAGCACCAUCAUGCUCGUCAUCUUCCCCUUCCCCUUCAGGAGGUCUGGCUUGUGCAAUUGCAGCCCUUGCAGAGCGGCAGCAAACAGGCAGGGAGUCUUCCUCCUCCUCCAGUACUUAUAGUGGUGUACCACUAUUAUCAUCAUUUCAUCCCUUCAGCCAUUCUGCACCUAGCAACAGAUUUUCAGACAUGGUGGUGCAAGGAAAUGAAGGUUACCAUCCACCUCAGAGCGAGAUGAACGAAGAUAGGAGGGAAUGGGCUGACGGUGUUUCUUUGAUGGAUGAUGUUACAAGCCCAGGUGACAGAGAGAGCUAUCAUCAGCCUAUCUCAGGGCCUCCCAUUGUUCCAGAAAGUUUUGAAGAGCAGAUGAUGCUAGCUAUGGCUGUUUCUCUUGCUGACUCACAAUCAAUGACAAGUAAUAAUGCACCAGCAGAAGAGGCAUGGCAUUAGUUCUUAGCAGGAUAUUGUUACUUAGGUGUCAUUCCUUUUACUUUUUUUUUUCAUUUCCCGCGUUCUGGCACAUUUUAUUCAGAGAAAAAGAGAAAAGAAAUGCCCCCUCCCGUUUUUUACCUUUUUCUGAUUUCUAAAACAUUUGUGGUAGAUUUUAGUAUAUUGUAGAGCAAGUGGUUGUAGUGAAUGAUUAUAUACUGUUCUUUCAUCUGGCAAAAAUACAGAAAGGCCAGGAAAAAAAGCGUGGGAUGAAUUAGAAGGAAAAUCUUGAAACCGUUUGAACCGAAGUGGCUG